This is a messenger RNA of Cryphonectria parasitica EP155, 6102 nucleotides long. Its product is annotated as family 2 glycosyltransferase. The record is from RefSeq and is a predicted model, not a curated record. Gene Ontology annotation, molecular function: ATP binding; chitin synthase activity; cytoskeletal motor activity. Lineage: Eukaryota; Fungi; Ascomycota; Sordariomycetes; Diaporthales; Cryphonectriaceae. The transcript is spliced from 4 exons. Gene Ontology annotation, cellular component: myosin complex; cell septum; cell periphery. The coding region runs from base 210 to 5612 and encodes 1800 amino acids.
CGAUUCUCGGCUCGACUCACUCGAGGUCGCAACACUACGAACAGGAGGCCGUUGAGAUUGACCAGUUAUCAAGGCUGUCACUGCAAGGCUCAAUUUCUAAUUGAACAGUCGCAGCAGCGGGAAGCCGCCUUGCUUGAGGCCCUGAGGCGUCCUCACAACUGUGGUUCGUCCCUUUGGACGUCACACCUCACACAGACAUCUUGCCCACCAUGGCGAACCGAAUGUCCAUGUACUCGGUGGCAUCAGAAAUGCAUGGUGCUUCGAGGGGAACCGGACAGCAAUCUACCCAAGUCAGCACCACAACGCUACUGAACUCAAUCCAUAACAUCUAUAUAGAGGGGCAAGCAUACGGUCUCGAUGCUAGUUCAAGUGUCGUUGUAAACACAUGGCUUACAGCCAAUCCUCCUCCACCGAACCCCCCCACGGGCGGCACAAUCGACACAUCUCUUGGCGUCAAGGCAUGGGAACAUGCAAGAAGGCGUGCUGAAGAUGGUGCCAUCAUCCUCAGCUCUCUACACACGUCAACUCCGUCUGUGCUCGUUCCAUUCCUCAGCAAUGCCCUCCCCAUUCAGAUGCCAUCCAUGCUGUUUAAGGCACUCGAGGCGAUCCAUCCCUUCAUCCGAUGCGUGACACCAAACAACCCCUCUACUCCUCGACAGGCGGCCCUCGCCGUGACCUUGACACUGAACCUGGCGGGAGAGAUCCAAGCAGCCUCCGUGGCCCUCUCGCAGGGAGGUAUCGAUACGGACAAGGGCCUGCUGAACAUUCCCGCUGAGGCCGGCUACCGGGCGUUCGAUGUCUUCUACUACCUGCUGAACUCAGGUGCCACGCCUGCCGAGCGCGAAUUCCUCAGCCUCAAGAGCCCAGACACGUACACACUUCUCAAACGGUCAGGCACGUACGAACCGCCAUCCUACCUGAUUAAUUCCGACGAUGGUGCCGCUGCCGAUGAUUUCCGCGAUGCCCUCAAGCAGAUCGGCAUCAAGGGUUCUGCCCACAGGAACCUCAUCUCGACCCUGGCCGGUGUGCUGAAGCUUGGAAACACCCUCGACUACAAUAUCGAUGAGGACGCUAUGGACGACAUCAUCGAGGAUGCGGGUGGCCUCCUCGGGGUCGAGCCCGAAGUGCUCGCAACCCAGUGUAGUACCGAGGACAGGCAGACCUUCAUCGGUGGCCUGUACGAGGCUCUGGUGGACUGGGUCAUCACCAAGGCUAAUGCAGCAAUUGCUGCCGAGAUGGGCCACCCGGGCCGAGCUGCGGACGAUAACAGCAGCGAGGGGGGUGUUCGGACGCCCAACAGUGACGACAAUCAGGACACUGUCUGCAUUACCGUUCUCGAGAUACCUGACCCAGACCUGGGCAAGGCCCUGGCUCUCAGGGGCGUGUUUGACGACAGCCUAGGCAUCAACGCAGAGAUGAAUGCGGACGGGGUGGAAGUCCCUAGUGCCGGUAGCUCUGUCGUUCGCGAGAUGCAAAAUGCCGUGGCUGCCGUGGCACCGGAUCUGGGCAUCAUGUCCGGACCAGCUGGCCGCGAGAGGCUGCAUGUCUUGGAGAAGAGGGAGGAGAUCCUUGAGAAGCUUGCCUAUGCCGCAGACGAAGACGGGUUCUUGAAGAAGCUGCUUUUCCCCGUCGAGGGCGAGGGCAUCAACCUGGGUCGGAAUGCUCGGGCGGACCUGCCAGCCAUCCUCAGCAGCAGUCGUGCCUGGUAUCACCUCUCGAUUCAUCCCACAGACGACGCGCCGGCCACUAUCGCGGGCUUGCCCUCCAUCACCUCCGCCUGGUCUGCAGGCACUGUCUCGCGCCAGCUCCGCUCCUGGAGGCUGCCGGAGUGGUCGAACCGACGAAACAGAAACCUGGACUUCACCGCUGACUUUGACCAUGACGAGUUUGUCACGAGAUACUCAGCUCUUGGAUGCUCGGAUGGAAAGGAAGGCAUCCAGAACUGGCUCAUGGAACGCGGUUGGACCAAUGGAGAAGUCAUAGUCGGCAACGAGCGCGUCUGGAUGCACGAGAGCGCGUGGUGGGAGGCCGAGAUGAUGAUUGACAGCAGACAGGCCGGGCCUGGAGGCGUGCAGUUGGGCAUGGGAAUGAGCAGCUCCAUGGGAUUCCAUGGCCUCGACACGGGCUAUUCUGCCCAGAGCAACGGCAGCGGCUUCUUUGGCCAGUCUCCUUUCGGAGACUCUAACGCCAACGACAGCAACGAGGGUCUUGCCCAACAGAGAAAUCGGAGCCAGGCUACGUUUCUCGGUCCAGCAGCCCUGGGUCUCAACCCCGGGUCUCGCGCACCGUCCCUCUCCGGCUCUCAACGACCCCAGAGCGUUCUCCCUGUCCACAAGGGAGACUACGGCCUUGGUUUCAAAGGAGACUACCGUAAGGGUGAAUACCAGUACAACGCCGAGGGCCAGUUCGUUGGUGGGGUUGACCCCGAGCUUCUUGAGGGGAAAAACAUCAAGGAGGAGCGGGUCACCCUUACGCGGCGUGUCUGGGUUGCUUUCGUAUGGGCAUUGACUUUCUGGAUCCCGUCGCCCCUCCUCAGCUUCAUCGGUCGUAUGAAGCGGCCGGAUGUGCGGAUGGCCUGGCGCGAGAAAGUCGUGCUAUGUUUCCUCAUCACCCUCAUCAACUGUUUCAUUAUCUUCUGGAUCGUCAUCUUCGGCAACCUGAUAUGUCCCAACUACGACAAGGCGUUGAAUUUCAAAGAAGUCGCCGAGCAUACAGGAGACAAUGACUUUUAUGUCAGCAUCCGCGGCAACGUCUACGACAUUUCCAAGUUCUGGAAGACCCAGCACAGUGACUCCUCAACCGAGACGACAACGACCAACAUGGAGCCUUUCGCUGGUGAGAACCUGGACGAAUACUUUGUGCCUCCCCUGAUCAUUGCUUGCCCUGGCCUUGUCACAGACGACACCAUCGAGCUCACUGCUAACACGACGCCGACGUACCCGACCGCCGAGCACACCUCCGGGUACUAUCAAGCUGACACCUCGAGUGCGCUGCGCAACACGUAUUGGUACAACGAGACCUUCUUGCCCAAGAUCAAGGAAUAUUACAAGGCAGAACUCGUCUGGGAGAAGGAAUACGUCAAGACCCAGGGCGCAGACGAGUAUCACAACUGGGUCAUCUACAACAACAAGGUCUUCGACCUGACGGAUUAUGUCUACACGCUGUCCCUCAUGGACGACUUGGACACCUACGAAUUCCUCAACUCCAACAUGACGUCUAUUGCCGAGGAGAAUUAUGGCCUGGACGUCACCGACAAGUGGAACGCACUCAUCAAGGAAGCCAAGGAGUCGGGCAACAGCACCGAGUAUGCGAGCUUGAUGAACAGUCUGACCUGUAUGGAGAACACCUUCUACAAGGGCAUCAUCGACUUCCGAUACAGCGCCAAGUGCCAGUUCAACAACUACCUCCUGCUUGCGUUCACCAUCCUUCUGUGCACAGUCAUCCUGAUCAAGUUCUUAUCGGCUCUUCAGUUUGGCUCGAAGCGGCGACCAUCUCCUCAGGACAAAUUUGUCAUCUGUCAGGUUCCAGCUUAUACCGAGGGUGAAGAUUCGCUGAGAAAGGCACUGGACUCAUUGACAGCUCUUCAGUACGACAACAAGCGCAAGCUCAUCUGCGUUAUCUGUGAUGGUCUCAUCACCGGCGCCGGAAAUGACCGUCCCACGCCCAAGAUUGUGCUUGACAUUCUCGGUGUUGACCCCAAGGUCGACCCGCCGGCAUUGCCCUUCAAGUCUGUCGGCGCUGGCGGUCUCCAGCUCAACUACGGCAAGGUCUACUCGGGGCUUUAUGAGUUUGAGGGCAAUGUGGUCCCGUACAUUGUGGUCGUUAAGUGCGGCAGGGAGGUCGAGCAGACUCAAACGAAGCCCGGCAACCGUGGCAAGCGUGAUUCGCAGAUCCUGCUCAUGAGCUUCCUGAACCGUGUGCACCACCGUGCCCCGAUGAGUCCUCUUGAACUCGAGAUGUUCCACCAGAUCAAUAAUAUUAUCGGCGUGGAUCCUGAGCUGUACGAGUACCUGCUGAUGAUCGAUGCCGACACUUGCGUCCGAGAGGAUUCGUUGAACCGCCUGGUGGCACGUUGUGCCAACAACGCCAAGAUUGCGGGUAUCUGCGGUGAGACGAGCUUGCAGAACGAGGAGCGGUCGUGGUGGACGAUGAUUCAGGUCUAUGAAUACUUCAUUUCCCACAACUUAGCCAAGGCCUUCGAGUCCCUCUUCGGUAGUGUCACCUGUCUGCCUGGAUGUUUCACCAUGUACCGUCUGAGAACAGCAGACCGUGGCAAGCCUUUGAUUAUCUCUGACGAGGUUAUUCGAGACUACAGCGACUGCCAUGUUGAUACCCUCCAUAAGAAGAAUCUGCUGUCCCUCGGAGAAGAUCGAUAUCUGACCACCCUCAUGACCAAACACUUCCCGCACAUGCAGUACAAAUUCACAGCCGAUGCCUACUGUCAGACAGCUGCCCCUGAGACCUGGAGCGUCUUGCUCUCUCAGCGUCGACGAUGGAUUAACUCCACUAUCCACAACUUGGCCGAGCUGAUGCGCCUCAAGGACAUGUGUGGCUUCUGCUGUUUCAGCAUGCGCUUUGUCGUCCUCAUCGACCUGACAGGAACGAUCAUCCUCCCCGCCACAACAUGCUAUCUCGGCUACCUUAUCUACAGGCUUGCUACGCACCAAGGCCAGUUCCCAACUAUCACUAUCGCCAUGUUGGCAGGAGUCUACGGUCUCCAGGCGCUCAUCUUCAUCUUGAAACGCCAAUGGCAACAUGUCGGCUGGAUGAUCAUCUACAUCCUUGCGUAUCCGGUCUACUCCUUCAUCCUGCCCAUCUACUCCUUCUGGAACCAGGACAAUUUCUCCUGGGGCAAUACCCGUGUGGUGAUCGGAGAGAAAGGUCAGAAGCAGAUCGUGGCCGAAGAUGACGAGGCCUUCGACCCGCGCUCGAUCCCGCUGCAGCGCUGGGACGACUACGCCUUGCAGAACAACCUACCCGGCCGACGUGGCAAUUACAACGAGAAGGGCAAUAUCGCCGACACCGUCCAGCCGCUGUACGAUCCCGCGGGCGGCAUGGCGGGCGACUACGAGCUCGACGACAUGAAGAGCGUGUACUCAUCGGUCCGGCAGCCAAGCAUCCUGACAGGCGUCCCUGGCCGCGGCGCGUACAUGGCCCCGCCGCAGUCCCCAGCGCCGUUCCAGACUGGACACAUGUCCCGCAACAGCGCCUUCACCGCGCCCUACGCAGACCACCCGGCCUCGCACAUGCACCGCCAGAGUACAUACAGCGUUGGCACAGGACUCGACCGCGACCAUUCGCCGUACCAGGACCGGCCUGGGUCGACGGCUAUGGGCGCGGGCUACGCACAGAGCCGCGCCGGCACAGCCAUGAGCGGGUACGGGGGUGCCUCGCCGUCUGUGGUAGACUUCUCGCGCGGGCCCGGUGUGCACGGCCCCGACGAUGCCGCCAUCACGGAGUGCAUACAGGCUGUGCUGAGGGAGGUAGACCUCGACACCAUCACCAAGAAGCAGGUACGCGCGCUCGUGGAGCAGAGACUGCAGACCGAGCUCGUCGGCGAGAGAAGGACCUUCAUGGACCGCCAGAUCGACAAUGAGCUGGCCAACAUGUAGACGCCGCCAGCCUGGUUCCCCAAGAACUUUUUGGAAAUGAUUUGGUUCUUUCCUCCCCCGGUUCUCUUUGGAUCAACGGACACAAAGUUGACACGGGUUGAGGGUGUGUGCGUCUGAUUAAUCAUUAGAUUUGGUCCUAUCCAAACGCAUUUGAGAGCGAUGAGCGGGGGUUGUGAAGGAAAGAGAAGAAAAAACACUUAUUAAGCGGCGUUACGUUGGGGUUUCCUUUCCCAUUGCACACAACACAACACACAAUUUUUCGCUCGCACGCAAGACGAACGGCUUAGGAUCAUGGGUUGGGAUAUUACUUGUUUCUGCAUGACUCUCUCUCAGUGUGUGUGUAUUGGAUCUGGAACUUGAGGAUUUCUUUUUUAUGCAUCAUGGUUGACCAUAUCAAGUAGGCAACUGAGCAAGCGGAGUUCAUUGCUCAUAAUUAAUAUUCUGGGAACAAGAAAAAACGAAGAAAGCACCUUUUGGUUUUGUGCCCUAU